This is a messenger RNA of Guyanagaster necrorhizus, 1962 nucleotides long. RefSeq lists its product as uncharacterized. Gene Ontology annotation, cellular component: protein folding chaperone complex. Gene Ontology annotation, molecular function: protein binding. The record is from RefSeq and is a predicted model, not a curated record. The coding region runs from base 185 to 1927 and encodes 580 amino acids. Lineage: Eukaryota; Fungi; Basidiomycota; Agaricomycetes; Agaricales; Physalacriaceae. The transcript is spliced from 7 exons.
UAUCUUUCGGUCCCAUUUUGCUGAUAUUACCGUGGCAACGUACGGCGAGAAUACAUCUCGUUGGUUUGUUGGAAUCCGUCACCUUUUGUCCGAGAUACCUGACGUGGAGUAACACCACAGGUCCGUUACGUGGCGUAAUUGCCAUUGACUAGAGUCCCACUUUCUUCACACAGAAUCUUAUAGUAUGCCCGCAAAAUACUCUCAUAUCAAAAAGCGCACUCCCAUUCCCAAGAAGACCGGAAAGGGCUCCAACAAUGGCGGUAAUGGCCCCAAGCAAGUACUCAAGCACCGACAUCCGUACCGUCCCAAUCCCAACGCUGACCGCAGCAUAACGCAGGCUAUGUCAGCUGUCACUCAGCUUGAACGCGCCAUUUCCCGCAUCCUGCUCCUCCGUUAUGAACAGGACAUCGCGCGCCUGUUCUCGACACGUCUUCAUGAUAUCGCUCUUGUGCAUCUGCCCACCUUUGUGAUGCGUUGCGUGACAUUGGGUGGUCCAAGUUGGGCGGCACAUAAUGCGGACUGUGAAGAAAUUAAGGAUUUUUUCCGAGCCGCGAUCAGCAUGGACAUGCGUCAAGCUGGUGAAAGGGUUGCAACGAAGAGUGUUUUGUGGAGUUAUACGGCGUUGAGACAUUUCGCUAUGUCAAACAAUGUUGCUAUAUGUCAGAAACGCGGUCUACAUUCGAUGAAGCUGCUGCCGCAUUAUCCGUCUCUGAAGACGCAUUUGGAUGUGUUGGAGGCGAUGCCGCCACCUGUUAUGUCUAAACCACCUCAUCUAGGGUCUCUCAAGGAGGGAAUAGAAGCCCUGGAGGAGGCAUGCGAGCACAAAUAUGCUAGAUGGAGCGAGGUGCCGCUAGAGUGGCAGCAUGAUUGGCGACCCAAGGUGCGAUUGGGGUAUGAGAAGGUCACCCAGAUGCUUUGGCGAGUAGCGCGGGAGUAUGAUGUACGAGGGUACGGCCAAGUAUUGAGGGAGAAGCUGUCCACAAAGUGGUGUGAUUGUGGGUGCUCGACGGAUCAUCUAGGCGAAGUGUGCGAGAAGACUGUGAGGGAGGACGAGGAGGAAAGCGGGGUGCGUUCGGGGAAGCAGAGGGAGUGGGAUGGAAGAGGGAGCGGUGUAUUUGGUUGGGAGACCGAAGAUGAGGAGGAUAUAUGGGAGCUGGAGCUAGAUUUCAGUGGCAUGGACCCAGAGGACUUAGAUGAGGAUAUCGAUCCCAGUAUGACUAUUGGAGAGAUUAUGGAGUGGCGGUUCCUCAAAGCUGAGCGAGAGAAGGAGCAGGGUAACACUGCUUUCCGGAGGGGACUAUUUGAUACAGCGAUUACACACUAUCAAGUGGCACAUAAAAUUGAGCCUGAGCUGCCGCAUUACCAACUGAAUUUAGCUGCCGCGUAUCUGAAGCUCAACAACUGGAUAGAGGCAGAAAAGGCAUGCACGAAGGCAUUAAGCCAGCACCGUAGCGGAAAGGGAUACUUCCGUCGCGCGCGUGCUCGAAGAAUGCUCGGGAAAAUAGACGACGCUAUCAGAGAUUUGCGCGCCAUACUCAAAUUCCAACCGUCAAAUAAUGACGCCAUAACAGAACUACUCGACCUAUUACCGCCUGACACCAAUGCUCCCAACCCGUCAUCCUCUUCGGCAGACCAGCAAUACCUCGAGCACCUGCACGAACACCUUGGAAUCGCCAAACCCAAAUCAAUAAAACCCCCGCCCUUUCCUCGUGUCCCAGGCGACAGCCAGAAGCUGAAGAUUGUGAUACUGCCUACGAAUGAUGUACCAAUAUGGGAGCAUCAUCAUGAGGUUACGGAGAAAGGCAAGCAGAAAUUGACGAUGACGAUGAAGACUAAUUUGACGCCGAGGGAGGCGGAGAUGCAGAAGCUGAGGAGGGAGAAUAUGGCGUAUCCAGGUUGGGAUAGGUAUGUGGUGAAGAAGGCCUGAGAAGGGUCAUUAUUUGCUAUUUAUAUAUCUACAGU